AUGCAAACGACUCAUCCAGACAGCAAAACCGACCAGUACGGCGAGAAGGACGAGAUCAAGCUGUCCGAGGUGGUGGUUCAAGGAGAUGAUACCAAUGUCGGUCUGGCAGCGUACGAGGAGUCGAAGCUUUUAGGGGAGAUUACUCCCGCGGAGAGCAAGCGAAUCCGGAGGAAGAUCGACAUGUUCAUCUUACCCCUCUUCCUCCUCACCCAAACACUUCAGUUUAUGGACAAGACGGCUCUGAACUAUGCAAAGGUCUUUGGAAUGGAGGCCGCAAUGGGCAUGAGCGGGAACCAAUACUCGUUGGGCGCAGCUAUCUUCUACAUAGGGUACCUUGUCUCACAGCCGGUCUGGUCCUACCUGAUCGGCCGCUUCCACGCAGGGCGGAUAAUGGGGACCACCGCAACGAUCUGGGGUCUGAUGGUCCUGGUCAUGGUUUGGUCCAAGAACUUUACGCACGUCAUGAUUACUCGCUUCCUCCUCGGCGUCUUCGAGUCCGCCGUCACCCCUGGUCUCUCCCUCAUGACGGCCUGGUGGUAUACCCGAGACGAGAUCCCCUUCCGGCAAACUAUAUGGUACUCUGCCAACGGUAUUGGAGGCAUGGUCGGAGCACUGAUGGCCGCUGGGAUUACUUUCCUCAGUGACGAGCCUACUCCCCGCUGGAAACUCAUCUUCUACAUCCUCGGUUCCGUCACCGCCGCCCUCGGUAUCUUCCUCUGGUUCUUUAUGGCGGAUGGUCCCAGCAAUGCUCGAUGGCUCAAGAAGGAGGAUCGCUUAUUGGCUGUGGCUCGUGUCGCAUCAUCCGGUGUCGGUGUCAAGUCGCUUGCCUUCAACUGGGAGCAUGGCAGAGAGGGUCUGAUGGAUCCCAAAAACUGGCUUCUCUCUAUCGCGAUGUUCGGUUCCUCCGUCCCUAAUGGCGUCCUCACCAAUUUCUCCGGUACUAUCAUCAAGGGUCUCGGCUACUCGACCUUCAAUGCGGCUUUGCUCGACUGCGCUGGCCGCUCGCUCCAAGUCUUUGCGCUUCUCAUCUCCGGCUUUGUCGCUUCUCGCUGGGCCAACACUCGACUACUCAUGAUGACCAUCGGCAACCUCAUCUGCGUGUUCGGGACGGCAUUGAUGGCCUUCCUGCCUUUCACCACUCAAUACACCUGGGGACGUCUGAUCGGGUUCUGGCUGGUCAAUCUUCAAUCCAUCGGCUUUACUAUGGGACUGGUCAUGAUCUCCUCCAACAUCGGAUCAUACUCCAAGCGUGUCGUCGUCUCCUCCUGCGUCUUUAUUGCCUACUGCGCUGGCAAUGCCGUCGGGCCCCUCACAGCGCUCGAGACUGAAGCGCCCGUCUACCGAACCGCAGCGAUCUGUAUGAUGGCUGGAUAUAUGCUCAAGACUAUCUGUCACUGCUUGCUGUGGUUCUACAUGUGGCGCGACAACAAGGUUCGUGACCGGAAGUACGGUCCAGCAGACGUCAACCUCGCUGCGGACAACGGUAUGCGCGGAAUGACCGAGAGAGAGAAUGUACACUUUAGGUACGUCUUGUAG
Molecule: messenger RNA, 1536 nt
Organism: Dioszegia hungarica
Lineage: Eukaryota; Fungi; Basidiomycota; Tremellomycetes; Tremellales; Bulleribasidiaceae
Product: major facilitator superfamily domain-containing protein
Exons: 11
Coding region: 1-1536 (511 amino acids)
Biological process (GO): dipeptide transport; transmembrane transport; tripeptide transport
Cellular component (GO): plasma membrane
Molecular function (GO): dipeptide transmembrane transporter activity; allantoate transmembrane transporter activity
Source: RefSeq, a predicted model, not a curated record